AAUGGAUACCUAAACUAAAUUAACUCUCUUAGGCACAGCUUUUGCUGGUUUAUUCAGUGGAGCAUCAAUCUACAUUAAUAUUGUUGAACAUCCUGCAAGACUAAGUUGUGGAGCUGAUGUUGCAUAUAAUUAAUGGGUACCAUCUUACAAAAGAGCUGCAAAAUGGUAAGCUUCUUUAGCCUUUCUUGGAGGAUUAGUAGGAGUUAUUAACUAUGCUAAAUAUUAAAAUAAACUUACCUUAAAAGCUGGUUUAUUGCUUGCCUCAGUUAUCCCAUUUACAUUGAUUGCUAUAAUGCCAACUAAUAAAAUUUUAUUAGAGUAAACAAAUUUAGAUGAAAAUUCUAAAAUAGGCUUACUUAAAUAAUGGGGUAAAUUACAUGCAGUUAGAACAGUGGCCAGUUUAAUUUCUUUUGGAAUAUUUUUAUAUGCUUUAGCCAAAAAAUGAUU
This is a messenger RNA of Paramecium pentaurelia, 447 nucleotides long. NCBI's taxonomy places the organism in Eukaryota, Ciliophora, Oligohymenophorea, Peniculida, Parameciidae. The record is from the annotation of a GenBank genome assembly.